AUGGCAGCGACGGCCUCGGCGUCGGCUGCCUUCCCCCCCGUAGCUACGGGCGGCGACCUCGAGGACAGCAACAUUUCCAGCCCUCUCAGCGAGGUCGACGAUAAGGAUGCGAACGACGAAGACAUAGAGCACAUGCAUCUGGACAGAGAACAUCUCAGUCUCGGUCCAGAAGAGACCCGGGCCACCGAUCACGGCGGGUCCGACUCCGACAGCGCCCUUUCCGACGCAGGGUCUGACGUAAACUCUGAGGCCAACGAUACCGAAGCCGAAACCCUGAGGCUUUAUGACACGCCGCAGGCCCAGAGGCACCGUGAUGUCGGAAUUGAACGGUUCAAUGAUGCAGAGCCAUUUGAGCACACUCCGAGCAAGCUCCGCAGGGCACUUGUCAACGGUGACGAUUACUCUGGCUCUGGCUCUGGUUCUGACAGCCACAGAGACGAAGACGAAGAAGACGACGAAGACGAAGAGAAUGAUGACAACGAAUCGCCAACAAAACCCGUCAUGGCGAUUGUGAAGACCGAGGAAGAUGCCCGCCGUGAUUCGCAGGAGCGGAAGCGGAAGCGAUCUGCCGCCGCUGAACAAUCCGAUCUGGAGCAGCCGGUGAGGAAACGCACAGGAUCAAUAUCAGCCGCCAAUGAAGAUGGCGACGAUCACCUCGCAGCGGGAGAGGUUGACGCGACACCGGCUGCGAAUCUUCCAAGCGGAGUCCCGUCUCCUGGAGACGAGGAGGCUUCUGCCACGAACCAAGAUACCCCACAGGACGAUGAGAUUCCCGAAGUAUCAAGAAAGACCAAGCGCAGUGGCUCUAAACGGAAGAAUGUCAUUGCAGAUGAUGCCGACAGCGAAUCUCAAGCCGAGGCUCGUGACGAGCAGAACGACACUGCAGUAGAGGACGAGCCUGAAGCCGAUCACGCCGAGGAGGAGGUGGAGCCCGAAGCUGAUGAAGAGACUGACGCUGCAGCGAGGAACUUGGAAGAAAUGGAGAAGAAGCAAGCCGCCUACCGGGACUGGACCCAGAUAGAAGAAAUGUUUGGUAUUUUUAGAGACCGACUUUACAAGGAUAGGCUACAGAGGCUCGAGGAAGAAGAACAAUCGUUACAUGCCCCAGAGCCUACGCACCCUGAAUACCUAAACAUGAAGCAAUGCCUCGAUGAUCGACUAGAGCAGAAGCUGCACGCUAUCAAUACUGAACACGAAUAUCGUCUCAAAGCCCUCGAACGGCGCGCAGUGGCACAAAGAGCUCAAAUAUGGGGCCAGUACUUCCAAGCCGUUCGAGAGAAGCGAGAACAAGCUCUCGAGGGUCUGAAUAGGCAAUGGUAUGAUGUCCAGAGUGCUCGACGAAGUGCACACAGCUUGCCAGACUAUGGCCUGUUGUUUCCAAAAGAUCCUGCACAGCGUAUCAGGAAUGCUAUUGCCUACAAUACCGAGGUAUCGACACUCGCCGGCCUCGCCAAAUACGAAGGCUUCCCGGCGGGCCCAGAGCUUCAAGGGGCGUCCGCAUCAGAGCUGGAAGCUGAUUUAGCCGCCAUGGAAGUGAGUGUGAGAUUUCUCAUAAAGCUGGCCAUUCUUUGA
Trichoderma asperellum CBS 433.97 is the source of this 1572-nucleotide messenger RNA. RefSeq lists its product as uncharacterized. Lineage: Eukaryota; Fungi; Ascomycota; Sordariomycetes; Hypocreales; Hypocreaceae. Gene Ontology annotation, biological process: negative regulation of transcription by RNA polymerase II. The record is from RefSeq and is a predicted model, not a curated record. Gene Ontology annotation, cellular component: Sin3-type complex. Gene Ontology annotation, molecular function: histone deacetylase binding.